UAGGGUCUCCAGCUGGUGGAAUUCAAAAUUCCAUUGGUUCUGUUGGAACAGGCCAGCAGAAUACUCCAUCACUAAGUAAUCCUAAUCCGAUUGACCCCAGCUCCAUGCAACGAGCCUACGCUGCCCUCGGACUGCCAUAUGGCAACCAGCCGCAAACACAGUUGCAGCCCCAGGUACAAGGCCAACAACCAGCACAGCCUCAGGCUCACCAGCAAAUGAGGACCAUUAAUGCACUGGGAGCCAACCAGAUGAACCUUCCCACAGGAGGAAUAACAACAGACCAGCAAGCUAGUCUAAUUUCUGAAACAGCUCUUCCAACAUCCCUUGGGACAAAUAAGUAAUGCAUAUAUUUUCAUUCUUGCUCAAUUAAUCAUUCG
Messenger RNA from Tinamus guttatus (white-throated tinamou), 377 nucleotides. NCBI's taxonomy places the organism in Eukaryota, Metazoa, Chordata, Aves, Tinamiformes, Tinamidae. The record is from RefSeq and is a predicted model, not a curated record.